Messenger RNA from Frankliniella occidentalis (western flower thrips), 1812 nucleotides. Its product is annotated as gastric triacylglycerol lipase-like. The coding region runs from base 172 to 1584 and encodes 470 amino acids. Lineage: Eukaryota; Metazoa; Arthropoda; Insecta; Thysanoptera; Thripidae. The record is from RefSeq and is a predicted model, not a curated record. Gene Ontology annotation, biological process: lipid metabolic process. The transcript is spliced from 10 exons.
CCGCUCUCAGUGUGUAGCGUAAAACUCACGUUCCUGCUGGUGUCAUAGCUACUCCUCCUCCUGCCGAAUAUAAAAACCCCGAAACUCUUCGUUAUUCCGGACAUUGUGCUGACAUUUAGUUGUCGAGUUGAAUCAUAGUUUUCCUUCCGAGAGUUGCUACACACAGGCACAAUGCGAACCGCAACGUUCGCUUUGCUGCACUUGCUACUUGUCCUGGGUCCAUCUAGACCAUCAGCAGCUCAUCCUCAAUCAAUUCCAGAGCUCUUGUUGUCUCCUCUGCUGGAUCCAGUCGAAAACCUCCUGCCGGGGCUUGGCAGUAUUGUGGCGAGCUUGUCACCCUAUUUCUCCGUGCUCAACCCAAUACUGCAGUCUAGUUUGCAAAAUAACUUGACGCAGUUCAGCUCUGAUGUAGUUACGAGCCUCACGUCUGUAGUAGGAGCGUUGGCAAACGUUUCACUGCCUGUCCCUCCUAUCAUUAGACCAGAUCGCGAGGCUCCCAAAUUCGGUUUUACCAGCGAAGCCUACAAUGUGACGACAUCUGACGGCUACAUUCUUGAGUUUUUCCGGCUACGCAGUGGGAAUUGCACUGCGUACCGUGCCGUCGUAGUCCUCCCUCCAGGAAUUCUCUCCAACGCCGCUUCCUUUAUUCUUUUAAAGGAAAACAGCCUAGCAUAUCGAUUGGCUCGCCGAUGCUACGACGUUUGGCUGCUGACGUUCAGGGGUUACCUGUUUGGCCGACGGCACACAACGCUCAGCGAUACCAGUGCGCAGUUCUGGGACUUCUAUCCGUACCACUGGGGCGCCUAUGAUCUCCCAGCUCAGCUGGAAUUCGUGUCCAACAAGACUGGAAGCAUCAGACUGCGACUAAUCGGGGUUGACCAGGCCGGCACCGCUCUUCUUUUCAUGAACCACGUACACAGACAAAAAUUCCAAGGGCUCCUUGCUGGCUGCUACAUAAUGGGUCCCAUCGGCUAUUUCGGCCGUCUACGAUCCCUAGCUUUUGCCACUCUUGCUCUUCUGCGAGAUGUCAUCAAAGCCGUGGGAGCCAUUACGCUGCACAACGAACUUGCCUUCAUGAACCCUGCCGUCCAUUCAGUGGUAUACAAUCUGUGUGGACGCAUCUCACCGCUUACCUGCUUCUACUUAUUUCAACUCCUCGCAGGAAAUACAAAUGAGAUAAACUACCGUCUGUUCCCCUACAUGUUCGCGAACAUACUAGAUAGUACUUCCAUCGACACUUUGGUCUACUACAAUCAACAAGUUGGACGAGUAAAAUAUAUGGCGUUCUUGGACUACGGCACAACUGAGAACCUCAGACGUUACAAUCAAUCUACUCCAGUAAACGUGGAUCUUACAGCUACAACAGUGCCGUGCUCAUUUUACGCCCUGAAACAAGGAACUGUGGUGGUGACAGAGGAUGUCCGAGACACUUUCCGAGCGCUCGCUAAGACAGCACAGUCGCACUACGAAGAGUUGGCCAAUUAUAGCAACGUUGGUCCUCUGUUCGCUGUGAAUACUGACGGUAUCUACGGGCGAAUCAUAAGUCGAUUGGAGAUUGAUCUACUAAACGAAACUACAUCCUAAUCAGCGUUACUCUUUGGGUUGCGUGGUCUUUGCGAAGUUUGCUGGUGAUAAGAACAAUGCGAUGCCACCUUAUACUUAAAAAUAAAAAAGAAAUAUCGCAACUCUUAGAAAAAAAAGUUUCGAAGCAAUUUUCAAAAUAAAUUUUUGUCCUAAGCGGAAUAAUUUAUGGUUAUGGAAAUAUAGGAAAAUCGUUUGGAACGUAAUAAAUGUUUGAAAAGUCAUGUUAAA